This is a messenger RNA of Carassius gibelio (silver crucian carp), 831 nucleotides long. RefSeq names its product serine/threonine-protein kinase pim-3-like. NCBI's taxonomy places the organism in Eukaryota, Metazoa, Chordata, Actinopteri, Cypriniformes, Cyprinidae. The record is from RefSeq and is a predicted model, not a curated record. Bases 1 to 780 code for a protein of 259 amino acids. Gene Ontology annotation, biological process: negative regulation of apoptotic process; protein autophosphorylation; regulation of mitotic cell cycle. Gene Ontology annotation, cellular component: cytoplasm. Gene Ontology annotation, molecular function: ATP binding; protein serine/threonine kinase activity. The transcript has 4 exons.
AUGGGCGUUCAGCUGGGUGAGGGAGGCUUUGGAACGGUUCAUGCAGCCACACGUUUGGAGGAUGGCCAACAGGUGGCGAUUAAAUUGGUCUCCAACAGCAAGACGGAGUUCAUCAGCAUUGACGGUUAUUCAAAGCCUCUUCCUCUGGAGGUCGCUCUGUUACUUCUGACAGACGAAGGCCCUCGGGUUCAGGAAGUCAUCCAGCUUCUGGACUGGCGCGUGGAGCCUGACCGCUAUAUUUUGGUCCUUGAGCGGCCCAUGCACUUUGAGGAACUGAAUUGGUUUCUCCUGCAGCGAAUAGUGACCAUUGAAGAGGACGUGGCACGAGUUAUAAUGCACCAGGCAAUAUUCGCAGCUCGAACAUGCUGCCUGCGUGGAGUGUUUCACCGGGAGAUUAAGCUGGAAAACCUUCUGAUUAACCCGGACACACUCCAAGUCAAAUUAAUCGACUUUGGCUGCGGUGCGAUCCUCACCGACGCGGGUUACACGUCCUUUGCUGGCACUAGAGAGUACUGCCCUCCUGAGUAUCUGACCACCGGCAAGUACCACGGGAAACCAGCUACAGUGUGGUCACUCGGGAUCCUCGUGUUUGUAAUGCUGUGUGGGGAUUUUCCAAAAAGACGAGACCUGCGCAAGAUCAACAGUAACACCUGGAGCAGAGAUGGCUUGUCAAAAGAAUGCUGUGAUUUUAUUCGCUGCUGUCUGCAAAUCGAUCCAAAGCAGCGGAUUGAACUGGAGAAGCUCAGUCUCCACGAAUGGUUUAUGGUAAACACAUUUUGAUGAUUUUGAAGAAUUUUUGAAUUGUUUUGGUCUGACAGUAGCUUUUUUCCC